AUGUCUCUUCACGUCCUUUUAUUUCUGUUGUUGCUGUCAUGUCUGUAUCUUAAUCCUGGCAUAUCUCUCUCAACUUUUUAUCUAUCUAUCUAUCUAUCUAUCUAUCUAUCUAUCUAUCUAUCUAUCUAUCUAUCUAUCGUAGUCCUGGCAUAUCUCUCUCAACUUUUUAUCUAUCUAUCUAUCUAUCUAUCUAUCUAUCUAUCUAUCUAUCUAUCUAUCUAUCGUAGUCCUGGCAUAUCUCUCUCAACUUUUUAUCUAUCUAUCUAUCUAUCUAUCUAUCUAUCUAUCUAUCUAUCUAUCGUAGUCCUGGCAUAUCUCUCUCAACUUUUUAUCUAUCUGUCUAUCUAUCGUAGUCCUGGCAUAUCUCUCUCAACUUUUUAUCUAUCUAUCUAUCUAUCUAUCUAUCUAUCUAUCUAUCUAUCUAUCUAUCUAUCUAACUCCUCAUCUAUCUAUCUAUCUAUCGUUUAUCUGGCAUAUCUCUCUCAUCUAUUUAUCGUAGUCUAUAUAUCUCUCAUCUUUCUAUCUAUCUAUCUAUCUAUCUAUCUCUCUAUCUUUCUAUCUAUCCUAUCUAUCUCUCUCAUCUUUUAUCUAUCUAUCUAUCUAUCUAUCGUAUCCUAUCUAUCUAUCUCAUCUACCUAUCUAUCUAUCUAUCUAUCUAUCUAUCGUAGUCCUGGCAUAUCUCUCUCAACUUUUAUCUAUCUAUCUAUCUAUCGUAUCUAUCUAUCUCUCUCAACUUUUCCUGGCUAUCUAUCUAUCUAUCAAUCUAUUAUCUAUCUAUCUAUCUCUAUCGUAGUCCUGGCAUAUCUCUCUCAACUUUUAUCUAUCUAUCUAUCUAUCUAUCUAUCUAUCUAUCUAUCUAUCUAUCUAUCUAUCGUAGUCCUGGCAUAUCUCUCUCAACUUUUUAUCUAUCAUCUAUCUAUCUAUCUAUCUAUCUAUCUAUCUAUCUAUCUAUCUAUCUAUCUAUCUAUCUAUCGUAGUCCUGGCAUAUCUCUCUCAACUUUUUAUCUAUCUAUCUAUCUAUCUAUCUAUCUAUCUAUCUAUCUAUCGUAUCCUAUAUCUCUCAAUCUUUAUCUAGUCCUCUAUCUAUCUAUCUCAUCUAUCUUCUAUCUAUCUAUCUAUCUAUCCUAUUCAUUCUCUCUCAUCUUUUUAUCUAUCUAUCUAUCUAUCUAUCGUAACGUACGCGCCGAAUUCACUCACGGAAAUGCAAUUCUACACAAACUCUGA
Molecule: messenger RNA, 1224 nt
Organism: Acanthosepion pharaonis
Lineage: Eukaryota; Metazoa; Mollusca; Cephalopoda; Sepiida; Sepiidae
Source: the annotation of a GenBank genome assembly